AUGGUGGCGCUCGGCGUCCAUCUCCACCCGCCGCGCGCCGCGAGCGCCGAGAGAAAACCUGCCGUCGACGACGACAUCAGCCCCGACGUCUACUCCUACUCCUACGACUCCUACGAUUCCAGCAUCCACCACAAGAAGACCGACGCGGGCACGACCACGAACACGUCCAGCGCGAACUCCACGACGGCCGUGCUCAACGCGACGGCCGCGGUGUCGACGGCGAACGUGACGGCCGCGGUCACGGUCACGAGCGUCAACGCGACGGUCGCGACUACCGGCGGCGGCAAGUCGCACAAGAAGUCCUCGGACAGGCACUCCGGGUCGAAGGGGAAGCACUCGGACGACGACGACGACGACGACGACGGCGGCGACCCCGCGGGCCACCACUCGAAGAAGCGCUCCAAGCGCACGGCGUCGAAGGACGUCGGCGUGGUCGACGACGUCGACGGAAAAGCCGCAGUUGACGACGACCUCGCCGCCUCCGAGUCGACCAAGGGCGGCCACAAGAGCCGGUCCUCGGGCCGGUCCUCGGGCCGGUCCUCGGGCGACUCCUCCAUCGGAAAAGGGAAGUCCGACGACGUGAGCCUGCCCGCGUACCACUCACUUUUGGUCCUGACCGCGCCGCCGCAGGACGACGACUCGGACGAUUCCGACGACAUCACGCCGCCCGGCAACCACGACGCGCUGCGCUGCGACGACGGCGGCGACCCGGCCCACACGAAGGGCUCCACGUCCAAGGGCAAGAAGAGCUCCGACAAGAAGGCGUCGGGCAAGUCCAGCAGCAGCAGCAGCAAGAAGUCGCGCUCGGCCGCGGACGACGACUCCGACGACGCGACGACCAGCGCGGGCCCGGCGCCCAAGUCGCCGCCGAGCUCCGGCAGCGACAACGGCGACACGCACAAGUCAGGCCACUAG
Molecule: messenger RNA, 915 nt
Organism: Aureococcus anophagefferens
Lineage: Eukaryota; Pelagophyceae; Pelagomonadales; Pelagomonadaceae
Exons: 5
Coding region: 1-915 (304 amino acids)
Source: RefSeq, a predicted model, not a curated record